Molecule: messenger RNA, 2167 nt
Organism: Hibiscus syriacus
Lineage: Eukaryota; Viridiplantae; Streptophyta; Magnoliopsida; Malvales; Malvaceae
Product: transcription factor BHLH42-like
Exons: 10
Coding region: 137-2113 (658 amino acids)
Molecular function (GO): protein dimerization activity
Source: RefSeq, a predicted model, not a curated record
AACAAGGUGGGUCAUUUCCUUGGCCAACUCAAACAAAUCUCAAAGUCAUCUCUACUUUUUGAAUUUCUCGGCUCAAGUUUGAAAGUCCGGGUGAAUAAAUAAUAUUUGAGCGAGAGAGAGUUUUGAGGCUUGAAGAAUGGCGGCGGCGCCUAGUAGCAGGCUUCAGAAAAUGCUGCAGGCAGCGGUGCAAUCAGUUCAAUGGACGUACAGUCUUUUCUGGCAAAUUUGUCCUCAACAAGGGAUCUUAAUAUGGUCAGACGGAUACUACAAUGGAACAAUCAAAACAAGAAAGACAGUGCAACCUAUGGAGGUUGCCACGGAGGAAGCAUCUUUACAAAGAAGCCAACAGCUUAGACAGCUCUACGAGUCAUUAUCAUCGGGCGAGAUGAACCAGCCGGCACGGAGAUCUUGCGCUGCGUUGUCGCCGGAGGACUUAACGGAGUCCGAAUGGUUCUAUCUGAUGUGCCUCUCAUUCUAUUUUCCUCCUGGUGUAGGGUUACCAGGAAAGGCAUAUGCAAGGAGGCAGCAUAUAUGGCUUACAGGUGCAAAUGAGGUCGACAGCGAAACCUUUUCAAGAGCCAUUCUUGCUAAGAGUGCUUGUAUACAGACUGUGCUUUGCAUUCCUCUACUUGAUGGUGUCCUUGAACUUGGCUCUACUGAAAAGUUCCAAGCAGAUUUAGGGUUAGUUCAUCAUGUAAAAACUUUCUUCAACGAUGGUCAAACCACAACCCCUACACCACCGAAACCAGCUCUCUCCGAAUACUCCACCUCAAACCCCGCCACCUCAUUGGACCAGACUCACUUCAAUUCCCCCUCCGUUUCUCCCCCAUUCUCCGCCGCAGACCCGCCGGUAAAUGCUGCCCAAGAUGACAAUGACGAAGACGAAGAACCCGAAUCUUAUUCAGCCGAAACCGGUAGAAAUAUUCUCCAAGUCCCCAUGCAAAACACUCAAACGGUAGCAGCUGUGGUGGCGUUGGAGGAGCCAAGCGAGCUAAUGCAAUUGGAAAUGCCGGAAGACAUCAAGCUAGGUUCACCAGACGACGCAUCGAAUAACAUGGAUUCAGAUUUCCGUAUGCUGGAAGUGAGUCAAAGCAGCAACCCCACCUACCUUCAGCAGCGUGCUGAGUCGAAUCGGAGGUGGCAAAUGCUACAAGAACCCUCGUGCAGUAGCCUUCAACCACCUUCAACAGGGCCCCAGCCGUUGGAUGAACUGUCACGAGAAGACACGCAGUAUUCUCAGACCGUCUCCACCAUCCUCCAAGCCCAACCGACCUGCUGGGCCGAGUCACCGUCAACCGGCUAUGACGCCACCUACUCCACUACCCAAUCAGCAUUCGCCAACUGGACAACCCGUUCGGACCACCACCUCAAUCCGGCCGUCGUCAAAGGCACUUCCCAGUGGCUCCUCAAAUACAUUCUAUUCACCGUACCAUUCCUCCACACAAAAUACCGCGAUGAGAACUCCCCCAAGUUACGCGACUCCGACGCCUCUGCCACCACUCCGUUCCGCAAGGGGACCCCUCAGGAGGAGCUCAGUGCCAACCACGUGCUGGCGGAGAGGCGGAGACGCGAGAAGCUCAACGAGCGGUUCGUCAUAUUAAGAUCGUUGGUUCCCUUUGUUACCAAAAUGGAUAAAGCUUCCAUACUCGGGGACACCAUCGAGUACGUGAAACAGUUACGUAAAAAGAUCCAAGAGCUCGAACCACGUAACAGGCAAAUGGAAGCCGACAACGAACGGUCGAGAUCAGCGGAUUCAAUACAGAGAACGAGUGGUUUGAUGGAUCAAAGAAGUGGGGUUAAAAAGAAGACGGCGACUGUGGAAGGGAGCGUCGGCAGAGCAAAGCCGAAGAAGGUGGAAACGUCGGUGGAAGUAUCUAUAAUAGAAAGCGAUGCGUUACUUGAGUUGCAGUGCGGGUAUAGGGAAGGGCUGCUGCUUGAUAUAAUGCAGAUGUUGAGGGAAAAGCUUCGGAUUGAGAUAACGGGUGUUCAGUCUUCUUUGAACAAUGGGUUGAUCGUAGCUGAGAUACGAGCCAAGGUGAAGGAUAAUAUGAAGGGGAAGAAAGUUAGCAUAAUGGAGGUGAAGAGGGCAAUAAAUACAAUUAUUGCUAUAUAAUACUAUGUGUAAUCAGAUCCGCCUAAUUGUAUUACUCACUAAUUAAAUACUUUU